Neltuma alba is the source of this 444-nucleotide messenger RNA. RefSeq names its product 40S ribosomal protein S26-1-like. NCBI's taxonomy places the organism in Eukaryota, Viridiplantae, Streptophyta, Magnoliopsida, Fabales, Fabaceae. The transcript is spliced from 6 exons. Gene Ontology annotation, molecular function: mRNA binding; structural constituent of ribosome. The record is from RefSeq and is a predicted model, not a curated record. Bases 1 to 444 code for a protein of 147 amino acids. Gene Ontology annotation, biological process: translation. Gene Ontology annotation, cellular component: ribosome; cytosolic small ribosomal subunit.
AUGGAAUGUCAACUUUCAUCUGCUUAUAGGGCAUCCAGUCCCUCCUCACUUACUUUUAAGAGAAGGAACUGUGGACGCAGCAAACAUGGCCGUGGACACGUUGAUUCUGUUCACUGCUCCAACUGCGGCAAAUGUUGCCCUAAGGACAAGGCGAUUAAAAGAUGUAUUGUGAGGAACAUUGUGGAGCAGGCUGCUAUUAGGGAUGUGCAGGAAGCUUGUGCAUAUGAGGAGUACAAGUUUCCAAAGAUGUAUGCUCAGAUGCAAUAUUGUGUGUCUUGUGCCAUUCACUCCCAUGUUGUGAGGGUUCGUUCUCACGAAGAAAGGAGAAACCGGCAACCACCACAGCCACAGCGAUUGGUUAGGGUCAUGGAUGGUCUACCUCGUGCUGGUCAACCUGGGCAAGCACCUCGUCCUCCUACCACUGGUGCCAUGAAGCAAUCCUAG